Tinamus guttatus (white-throated tinamou) is the source of this 2292-nucleotide messenger RNA. Lineage: Eukaryota; Metazoa; Chordata; Aves; Tinamiformes; Tinamidae. The record is from RefSeq and is a predicted model, not a curated record.
GUAAAAAUUAUAAGGAUGAGAAAUGUCCAUAAAGCUGACCUGUUGACUCAAACCGAUUGCUAUGUGAAGCUAUGGCUGCCAACAGCUUCAUUUCAGGAAGCCCGGACAAGAACUGUGCGCAACUGCAAAAACCCUGUCUGGAACGAGACUUUCCGCUUUAUUAUACAGAGGGCAGUUAAGAAUAAUCUGGAGCUGACAGUCUGUGAUGAAGAUACUUUCACACCAAAUGACCAGCUUUUGACCGUUUGCUUUGAUGUAGCUAAAAUCCAGCCUGGAGAAAAAGUUUGCCUGGUUUUUGAAUUGAAUCCAGAGUCUCGAGAAGUUUCCUGUGUGGAAGUACAGGUGGAUGCAAUUGAAACAAAGAACCUUUUCACAAAGAGAGAUUUCACUUUCACAGUGAAAGGAUCCUAUGAAGGAAGGCAAGAUGUUUCCUUGCGUCCUGAUUCCAGCCAGCAAUGCAGCAAUACAGCCCUGUUCCACUACGUCAAGCACAGUCAACCCUGCCUGGAGAUGAUGCUGCCUGAAAACAACUUUGUGUGUGGUCAUAGAUUUGGUAAAACGGAAGGGGACGUAAGUAGUCCCCUGGUUGUGUCUCUGAACUCCGUGGACUUGCAAGAAAAAGUAACAAUAGCAAGGGGUGAAUCUUAUGAUGUGCAUGUGAGGGAAGAAGAUGGAUAUAAGGACUUGGAUUUACGCUUGGGGUUUGAUCUAUGUGCAGAGGAGAAGGAUUUCAUCUGUAAAAGGAAGAAAGUUGUUGCUGCUGCUCUGAAAGAAGUUCUUCAGCUAGAUGAAGGCUUGCAGGAGGAUGAGGUGCCCGUGGUGGCAGUUGUCACCACAGCGGGGGGCAUGCGGUCCAUGACAUCGAUGUUUGGCAGCCUUUUGGCUCUCCAGGAGCUGGGUGUUUUGGACUGUGUUUCGUACCUCAGUGGUUUAUCUGCCACAACAUGGACCAUGGCAAAGUUAUAUGAAGACGCAAACUGGUCACAGAAGGAUCUCAAAGGGACAAUUGAUGAUAUCAGGAGACACGUGAGCAGAAGCAAGCUGCACUAUUUCUCACUGGAUUAUCUCAAGUACUAUGAAAAGGAGAUUUGUGAAAGAAAGCAAGAGGGACACAAAGUGUCUUUUACCGAUCUGUGGGGACUCUUCGUUGACUCUAUGUUACAUAAUGAGGAAAAUACUCAUAAACUCUCUGAUCAGCAACUGGCACUGAAUCAGGGGCAGAAUCCACUGCCUAUAUACCUGUCCCUCAAUGUCAGAGAUGACUUUAGCACUCUGGAUUUUAAAGAGUGGGUGGAGUUCACACCGUUCGAGGUGGGUUUCCUGAAGUACGGAGCCUCCGUUCGGUCAGAGGAUUUCGGUAGCGAGUUCUUCAUGGGCCGCCUGAUGAAGAAGAUCCCAGAAUCCAGGAUCUGCUUUUUGGAAGGCACAUGGAGUAAUAUAUUUGCUUACAGUUUUAUGGAUGCUGUCCACCUGUCGGGUCAUUCAGAGGACUUCUGGCACAGGUGGACCCGGGACACUGAGCAUGACAUUGAGGAGCGACCUGCUCUGCCCAAAAGGUCCCAUGAACAGAUGACUUCCUUAUCCAUUCCCAAAGGUCGUCUUUCCAAUACUCUCCGAGACUUGAUGACAGGGAGGCCAGUGGUUUCAAACUAUCAUAAUUUCCUCAAGGGCUUGCAGCUACAUAAUGAAUACUUGGAAAAUGAUCGCUUCUGCAUGUGGAAAGAUACAAUACUUGAUUCUUCUCCAAGCCAGCUAAAUGAAAUGGAUGACUACCUCAAGCUGGUAGAUACAGCUUUCUUCAUCAAUACCAGCUGCCCACCUGUUUUGAGGCCAGAGAGGAAAGUGGAUGUCAUUUUGCAUUUCAAUUACAGCGGGGGAUCACAGACCCUGCCUCUGGAGCAGUUCUCCGAGUACUGCUCGGAGCAGGGCAUCCCGUUCCCCCGGACGGAGCUGAGCGAGGAUGAGCGGGAGCACCUGAGGGAGUGCUACCUGUUUGAGGACAACUCGGAGGCACCGAUCUUGCUCCAUUUCCCACUGGUGUGUGACACCUUCCAAAAAUACAAGGCACCUAAUGUGGAACGCAGUCCCAUGGAAAAGGAUCAGGGGCAAGUGAAUGUGUCCAGUUGUGCUUUUCCGUACGGCACUGGUCUACUUACAUAUACUGAAGAAAACUUCAACAAGCUGUUGAACUUGUGCUGCUACAACGUCCUGAACAAUAAACACUUAAUUCUUCAGGCUUUACGAACUGCAGUAGAACGAAAGAAGCUAUAUAAAAGCUGUUCAUUACCUUGA